GUGGCAGCUCGGCGGGAGGAUACGGCGUGGAUUAAAGGAAGGCGGUGUGAUUAGGUGGAGGGAGAAGCGACUUGCGAGCAGCGUGUGCGGGAAUUGGCAUCUCAGUUCCAGCGGCAGCAGCAGGAGCAAGCAGCAGUGACGGGGAGAGAGGGAGCAGCGGAUUGAAAAGCACCAGCCAUUUACCUCCAACAGCCAAAUUCCAAGCACCAACAAUGUUACAAACCAGGAUUUUCCUAACCGGGCUACUCUUUAUUAGCACCGCAGCCACACUGCAAGUUGAUAUCGUGCCAUCCCAAGGAGAGGUCAGUGUGGGAGAUUCCAAAUUUUUUCUAUGCACUGCGACUGGAGAUGUUAGCAGCAUUUCCUGGUAUCUGCCUGAUGGUAAAAAAAUUGAUCCAAAUCAACAACGGAUUGCUGUUGCAAGAGUUAAUGAAAUAUCCUAUAGUCUGACUCUCUACAGUGCCCAGAUUGAUGAUGCUGGUAUUUACAAAUGUGUGGCAACGUCAAAAGAUGGAAACGAAUCAGAGGCUACAGUGAAUGUUAAGAUCUACCAGAAACUUGAAUUCAGACAUGCCCCUUCGCCACAAGAGUUCAAAGUGGGUGAUGAUGCAGUUGUCAUUUGUGAUUCUGUCAGCUCACCUCCACCUACCAUCACAUGGAAACACAGGGGUAGAGAUGUUCUAAUGAAGAAAGAUGAUCGUUUUACCAUGCUGCCCAACAACUACUUGCAAAUUCGCCACAUUAAGAAGACAGACGAAGGGACUUACAGAUGUGAAGGAAUAAUUGCUGCCCGUGGUGAAAUCAAAUUCAAGGAUAUAAGGGUUAUUGUUAAUGUUCCUCCCAGUAUACAACCCCGAGACAUGGUGGUGAAUGCCACAGCACAUAGUGGUCAGCCCGUGUCAUUAGUUUGUGAUUCAGAUGGAUUCCCACAGCCAGAGGUGACCUGGAUGAGAGACGAUGUGGUAAUUGAAGCAGAUGGGGAUAAAUACAUUAUGAAUGAAGAUGGCUCUGAACUCACAAUAAAUAAAAUCAGUAAAAGAGAUGAUGGUGAUUACAUCUGCAUUGCACAGAAUAAGGCUGGAGACGCUGAGCUGGAGAUCACCCUCCAAGUGUUCGUGAAACCUGAAAUUACAUAUGUAGAAAACAAGACUGCGGUAGAGCUCGAAGAGCAGAUUACAUUGACCUGUGAGGCCAAAGGUGACCCUACCCCGACCAUCGUUUGGAUGAAAGGUGCCCACACUUACAAGGAUGGAGAACAGGCUUCAUGGACAUGGCCCGUGACUCGAAAGACUAUGGAUGGAAGAAUUGAAGUUCAAAGCCAUGCAAGAGUUUCCUCCUUGACUCUCAAGGACAUUCAGCACACAGAUUCUGGACAAUAUAUCUGCAAGGCUCAGAAUUCAAUUGGCCAGGAUUCUGAGUCCAUGUACUUGGAAGUGCAGUAUGCACCAAAGCUGCAAGGCACUGUGACUGUCUACACCUGGGAGGGAAACGCUGUGAAUAUUACCUGUGAGGUUCUGGCUCAUCCUGUAGCUCUUGUGACCUGGUUUAGAGAUGGACAGCAAUUGCCAAGCUCCAACUACAGCAGCAUAAAGAUCUACAGCACACGAUCCACCAACUACCUUCAGGUCACACCUGAUUCAGAAAAUGACUUUGGCCCAUACAACUGUACUGCAAGCAACCGUGUAGGCGUGGAAUCUAAAGAAUUUAUCCUAGUGCAAGCUGAAACCCCAUCUGCUCCCACCAUCCUGGAUACCAUACCCUAUUCCAGUACUGUGCAAGUUAAGGUCGAAGAACCCGAAUCAACUGGUGGUGUUCCAAUUCUGAAAUACUUAGUGGAGUGGAAAGUGAAGGACACGGAAGAAUGGUUCACUAGGAAUGCUGAUGCAAGGGAAGUCCUAGCCUCAGACAAUGUGAUUACGGUGAGUGGACUAACACCGGAAACCAUGUAUAAUCUGCGAUUAUCUGCUAUCAAUGGAAAGGGAAUCGGUGAUGCCAGCCAGAUCGCUGAGUUCAAGACAGAGCCAGUUCUAUUCACUGGUCAGCCAACCACUCUGCCUCCAUCUUCUUUUUCACCACUUGAUUCAGCUAGAGAACCAAGUCCACCAAAACUUGAAGGAAAAGUGCUCGGAAGUGGAAAUGUCUUCAAAGUAAACUGGAUCAAGCAGGAUGACGGUGGUUCUCCUAUCCGCCAUUAUUUGGUCAGAUACAAAGCUAAACAUCACUCGGACUGGAAACCUGAGAUGCGAUUGCCAUCUGACAGUGAAUACGUUAUUCUUGCAAACCUGGAAUGGAACUCUGAGUAUGAAGUUUAUGUUGUUGCUGAGAACCAGCAAGGCAAGUCAGAAGCUGGUUCCGUCUCCUUCCGGACCUCGGUAGAACCCACUGUCAUUCCAGAAGUUGAUCCAUCAGAUGGUUCAGGUCUGGGGACCGGUGCCAUUGUUGGCAUUCUCAUUGUCGUCUUCCUCAUCUUGCUCGUUGCUGUUGAUGUCACCUGCUACUUCAUUAAUAAGUGUGGCCUGCUGAUGUGCAUUGCUGUUAAUUUCUGUGGGCAGCCUGGUCCAGGAUCCAAGGGCAAGGACAUGGAAGAAGGAAAAGCUGCUUUUUCAAAAGACGAAUCAAAGGAGCCGAUUGUGGAGGUGCGGACUGAGGAAGAACGAACUCCCAAUCAUGAUGGUGGAAGCCAAACUGAACCCAAUGAAACCACACCAUUGACAGAGCCUGAGCAUGCAGCAGAUACCCAGGCUACUGUCGAAGACAUGUUGCCUUCUGUCACCACAGUAACCACUAACUCUGACACUAUCACUGAAACUUUUGCCACUGCUCAAAACAGUCCAACGAGUGAAACGACUACACUCACUUCCAGUGCUGCACUCCCAGCCUCAACCACACCUGAGCCAUCACCAGCUUCAGCUGCCCCACCUCACUCACCCAAGGCAGCUGUAGCAUCGCCCACUUCACCUUCUACCAAGUCUCAAGCUGAGACAGUACCCAUUGUUGCGCCCCUUGUUGAUCUUAGUGAUGCCCCAGUCUCUGUUUCUGCAACUCCUCCUUCUGCCCCCAUCUCUGUUUCUUCACCGCCUUCUUCUGCCCCAACCUCCAGUAAUCCAGUCUCAAACGUCAAUUCCAACCAAGCUGCUGCCCCACCAAUAGCCAGAACAGCAGAGGAGGUGACAAAAGAUCCUGCUAAUAACAAACCUGGCCCAGUUCCCAGCCCCGGAAGCCCAGCCAGCCCCCCAGCUACUUCAGCACAGCAACAACCCAAGCCAGAAGCUCCAACGACUACCAAGAGCCCAGAAAUAGAUGCUACAAAACCUAACCCAGUGAAGAGCCCUGUGGAGCUAACAAAUAACUCCACCAGUGUGAAGAACGAGGCUGCUACAGACAGCAGCAAAAAACCCUCCCAGGGUGAGGACUUUCCAGUUGACGGAGGGACCUUCAAGACCUCAAACAUUGACCUUGCAAAGGAUGUUUUUGCAGCUCUUGGCACUUCUUCUCUUCCCACUAUGGCUGAUGGGAAAGCUGCUGACCUUGCUCCUUCCAUUGCAGACGCCGCUUUACCAUCUGCUCCGGCAAAGGAAGAGAAGGUCCCAUUAGAGGACAAGCCCAAACAAGAGGGGACAGAAGUAAAGACGGUUCCUAAUGAAGCCUCACAAACAAAUGAGAAUGAAAGCAAAGCAUGAUCAAAAAAAAACACAGAUACCGGUUUCCCCUCAGUGUCUCUUUUAUUAUUUUUGAACAUGUUUUCCUGUUUGUAGGUUUCAGCUGAGAAGGGGAUCAAUUGUGGCACACUUGCUUUUUCUAAAAUUCCUUGAUUGAAGGGUUGACCACAUAAUUGAAAUUGGUACUUGUUCAAAACAAAACAACCUGGGAUAUUUUAAUUGUAGUUGCCAUUUUUCACUGCGCUUAGCAAGAAUUGUGAUUUUUAGAUAACGUGUGCAUUCUUCAGUUAGAAAGCACUAAGAUACUCCUUCCGUUUCUCCCUCUGUUAGUAGAAUGAACAGUUGAAACAAAAGAGAGAGUUUUCGGUACAUACCUGUAGAAAUGGCCACAACUGAUUUUUAUCUUCUUACUUUUUUCAAAGUUAAAAAUUAUACUGAUUAAAACACAGCUUUAUAAAUUACCAUUGUAAGGCUAGAAACGUGAUUGCUUCACCGUUCAUACAAGUACAUUAUGUGCACAAAGCAUUGCUAUCUUAACCUGUUUAUAAUUUUUUUAUUUGCAAGUUUUGAUCCUGAGUUAGCUGUUCACUAAACAGAAGGUUUGUAAAUUUGCAUAUGUGAAGUAUAUUUCAAUUUGCAGUAUUCAAUUUUAAGAAAUGAAUAUUAAUUUUUGCCAACUUUUAUUUUCAGUGUUUAUUGGUUUAAGACUGCAAACCAUAAUUGUUUAACCUUUACAUGUUAUAAUUGUGUGUAAAUGUAACAGGCUUUGUUUUGUUUUAUUUCAAAGCUUGUUUAAAAUGUCCAUAGUUUAGCUUGUUUGCUUUUGCCACUUUUAUUUUGAAUGGAAGUGUUUACAUUACUUUUCCUUGUUACUCUUCGGUUAGAAUAUGCUUUGAUUACUUGAUCUACCGGAAAGACCUUGUUAUAUCAUACGCUUACACACCAUAUUAAGACCAGUUUUCUCCAUUAAAGUCUGAUAUUCAUUUAUGUUAAUUGUUCCUUGCUUGUUUCCACAGCAAAACACCUUCCAUUCUUGCAGCUAUGAAAGGAAUUAUGUAGCGCAUUUCUGUUUCUGAAGCAAUGUUUCAACUUUUUAGACUGCAAGCUUGUGCACUGUGAAUGCGUGAAUAUUAUAGUGUGUUUUUGUCAUAGUAUUUCAAAGAAUUUCAGCAUAGCUUGGUUGUGAAAGGUGUAGCAGGUAGUUCUGAAGAUUGUGUGGGAAAAUGCCAUCACUGUGGUGGGGGGGAAUUAAAAAGAAUAUAAGGGGAGGCAAACAUUUUUGGGCAUGAAUUCCAUGUGUUCUAAGUUUUAUUGCCUGUAACGUUUAACAAUGAUGGUAAGACUGGGAGCAGUCCCCAUUAGCACAAUCGAAUGGGGCUUUAUUCUUUCAUGUACUUUUAUUUUGUGUGCAGUCUCAGUCCAGUAAUGAUCGCAUUGCUAAUUUGUAAGUUCAAACUGUGAAAUACUGGUCUUGUCAUUUGCUUCAAGUGUUUGCAUAUAUUCAACUUUAGGGAUGACACUGGAGGCACUUCUCAAGUCACCCAUUUAAUAUUUAAGGUGUGCCCUAUGUACCGGUGUGACUUGCUGUACCAGAUCAUUUUUGGGCAUGUUUACUACAAUGGCAUCACAGCAAAAACAAAUGGCAUUUUCAUUCCAAAGCUGCCUUAUAUCAAGCCCUAUCCUAAUACAAUUACCCAGCGAUACAUAAGCCUGUUAUUUGCUGUAAUAUUUGUGCUGGCGUUAAAAAUGGGACCAAGUUUACACGGAUCAUUGCAGUGAUCUCGUAGAAAGUGAAUGUUUGUUGUCUUACUGUGCCAUCUAACACAUCUUUAGUGAAAGGUAACUUAAUGUAAUUAAAAGGGCAGAGGAUUUUCUCCUGUGUUGAUUGUAGUAAAAUUAUAAAUGCAUUUAUUUUAAAAAAAUCAUUUACCCAUUUGCUUCAAAUGGCCAGUAGAGGAAAUCGUUCCCUUGAUUCAAAACAUAUGACCUCUACCACCUACAAGGACAAGGAUAGCAGAUUAAUGGCAACAUUGCCACUUACAAGUUCCCCUUCAAGCCACUCACUGUUCUGAUUUGGAAUUAUUGUUGUCACUUCACUGCUGCUGGGCCAAAAUCCAGGAUCGCUGUCUCUGACAGCUGUGUAGGUGUGCCUGACGAGAUGGACUGCAGCAGUUAAAGAAGGUGACUCACGACCUUCUUCUCAUGGGUAGUUAGAAAUGCAUAACAAACGUAGGCCUUGCCAGUGACACCCGCAUCCCAUGAAAUUAUUUUUAAAAUAUUCCUUUUCAGAAUUUCAGACAUGGUUCACAACAUAAGUGCAUUGGCCAAGGUUUUAAACUUCUGGAAUCAGCUGUGAGUUCCUUCCCUAGUCACAUCAAUGGGCAGAAAAUCAGGGGCUAUUUAGCACAGAAGAGGAAAAGCCUAGCCCUUGUGCCUUGACUGAAUAAGGGGUCAAAUAUAAAAUAGCCUUAUGACUUUCCUGUGUAAAUGCAAAAGGCCAGACUUCAUCUCAUGUCCCCUACAAAGAUUUAAAAACUCCAACCUCCACUGUCAGCCCUAAUUAGAAUACCCUGCAUUUAGAGCCUUCUCUCCUGUUACAGAUCUUUUUAUUGAGUGAAGAUUAAACCACCUUUCCACUAUCACUGGUGUAAAUACUGACUACUAACCGAGAUUUUUGAAUUUGCAUUAUGUCAGAUACUUGUGUUCAAUAAAAAUUACAAAACAA
Messenger RNA from Stegostoma tigrinum, 6384 nucleotides. Its product is annotated as neural cell adhesion molecule 1. Lineage: Eukaryota; Metazoa; Chordata; Chondrichthyes; Orectolobiformes; Stegostomatidae. Gene Ontology annotation, molecular function: protein binding. The transcript has 22 exons. Gene Ontology annotation, cellular component: membrane. The record is from RefSeq and is a predicted model, not a curated record. Gene Ontology annotation, biological process: cell adhesion. Bases 213 to 3680 code for a protein of 1155 amino acids.